Molecule: messenger RNA, 858 nt
Organism: Pelecanus crispus (Dalmatian pelican)
Lineage: Eukaryota; Metazoa; Chordata; Aves; Pelecaniformes; Pelecanidae
Gene: COLEC11
Product: collectin subfamily member 11
Biological process (GO): ossification
Molecular function (GO): growth factor activity
Source: RefSeq, a predicted model, not a curated record
UCAUUAUGAAGAGAGAUCUGGUUUUCUUGGUGACUCUAAUUAGCCUUGCCUUCCUGUCACUGCUAAGGUCUGGAUAUCCUCAACAUAUUGCAGAGGAGUCCUGCUCUGUUCAAAUUCUUGUUCCAGGCCUCAAAGGGGAGGCUGGAGAAAAGGGGGAGAAAGGUGCUCCAGGUCGUCCAGGCAGAGUUGGGCCUCCAGGAGAAAAAGGAGAAAUGGGGGACAAAGGACAGAAAGGCAGCAUGGGACGGCAUGGAAAAAUUGGUCCUAUUGGUUCAAAAGGUGAAAAAGGAGACAAUGGUGACUUAGGACCACCGGGUCCUAAUGGUGACCCAGGCAUUCCCUGUGAGUGCAGCCAGCUAAGGAAGGCUAUCGGUGAAAUGGAUAUCCAAGUGGCCCAGCUGACAACAGAACUAAAAUUCAUAAAAAAUGCUGUUGCUGGUGUGCGUGAGACAGAUAAUAAGAUAUAUCUGCUGGUGAAGGAAGAGAAAAGAUACAAAGAAGCCCAGCUCUACUGCCACGGAAGAGGAGGGACGCUGAGCAUGCCCAAGGAUGAGACUGCCAACAAUCUGAUCGCCUCGUACAUCAACCAAGCCGGGCUCACCAGAGUUUUCAUUGGGAUUAACGACCUAGAGAAAGAGGGGAAUUUUGUCUAUUCUGACCGAUCACCCAUGCAGACCUUCAACAAAUGGCGCAGUGGGGAGCCCAACAAUGCUUAUGACGAGGAGGACUGUGUGGAGAUGGUGGCGUCUGGAGGGUGGAAUGAUGUUGCGUGUCAUAUUACCAUGUAUUUUGUGUGUGAAUUUGACAAAGAAAAUGUCUAAGCUUGUCUGCUCUUUCUUUAUUUUAAGAAAAGUUUUU